Molecule: messenger RNA, 670 nt
Organism: Ailuropoda melanoleuca (giant panda)
Lineage: Eukaryota; Metazoa; Chordata; Mammalia; Carnivora; Ursidae
Product: proteolipid protein 2-like
Exons: 2
Coding region: 260-670 (136 amino acids)
Cellular component (GO): membrane
Source: RefSeq, a predicted model, not a curated record
ACCUAGAGCACUUAAGUGACAGCCUUUCUGUUUCCGAGAAAAGUGAGGCCCACGUAUGUAAACCUGGAAGUGAAGGAGAAAACAGAUCAUUCUGCUAAGCAACCAGUGAUCUGGAAGGUAGUCAACCAAGUUAUCUUCAGACUGCAAGUUUUUAAAACCACUUUUUAGACAGCAAGCAAAACGGCUGAGUGUGCAGCAUCCCGGAACCCUCCAACAAGUGUGCAGAUCCUUCCUGUCUCCGGGAACUCCAGGCUUCGCCAUGGUGGAGUCUGAGCGCCUCUCAGCCCGUGGCUGUUGGGCUGUCUUCACCAACUUUUUGUGCACCAGAAAGGGAAUUCUCCUAUUUGCUGAGAUUAUACUGUGCUUGCUGAUUCUAAUCUGGUUCAGCUUCUCAACGCCAGAAUACUCCUCUCUGUCGGUGGUUGAGAUGAUCCUUGCUGAGAUCUUCUUUGUCAUCUACAUGUGUGACCUACCCACCAAGAUACAAUACAUCAACUGGCCUUGGACUGAUUUCUUCCGAUCCCUCAUUGCAGUCACCCUCUACCUAAUCACCUCCAUUGUUGUCCUUGUCGAGAGAGGAAAUCGCUCUGUAAUCAUUGCAGGGGCCCUGGGCCUCGUGGCUGUGUGCCUCUUUGGCUAUGAUGCCUACAUCACCUACCCCUUGAAGUAA